AUGGAAGGAAUGCUACACAGGAAGUCGAUGCUCAAUUCCUUCCAUGGAUUUUGGAAACUGUCACAAGUCCGUUGUAGUUACCUCCGAAGCUCAAUUCUUCGACUUGAACAGGAGGUGCGGGCUGUGCAGGAGGUACGGGAGGUGGUGGAAGGGUGGAAAAUUGAGCAUCGACUUCCUGUGUCUUCGUGUUAUCGGAUAAGUCCUUACAAUCCCCAAAUUAAUGUUUCUAUCACUUUCCACCAACACACACUUGCCAUCCCUCCACCCACCACACCACCACGAGCAGCCGUAUCGGAGCAAAUCAACCACUGGACUACCUACGGCCUCCACCUCCACGCCCGGCAGGGCCUCCACGGCCUCCCUUAG
This is a messenger RNA of Striga asiatica, 366 nucleotides long. The record is from the annotation of a GenBank genome assembly. Lineage: Eukaryota; Viridiplantae; Streptophyta; Magnoliopsida; Lamiales; Orobanchaceae.